Molecule: messenger RNA, 6997 nt
Organism: Lampris incognitus (smalleye Pacific opah)
Lineage: Eukaryota; Metazoa; Chordata; Actinopteri; Lampriformes; Lampridae
Gene: fbrs
Product: fibrosin
Exons: 18
Coding region: 1545-5540 (1331 amino acids)
Source: RefSeq, a predicted model, not a curated record
CAAUGCAUAGCACGGCUGACAAGGGUUGUGUCUCUGAAAUUGUCCACGAUAAAAUUUCACUUUAUUGGAAACUUGUAAAGGGGCAACACUAGAGCCGUGCCGUUUUUCCUCGUACGUAUCUGCACACUGGACGCAGAAGAAAUCGCGUUGACCGGAAACGUCGGCGAACACGUCCAACUUCUCCUAAAACACUGGAUUUUACAGUCGGGGCUGCAUGAAGGAACUGCCCGGCCCGAUGGGGGCUUGGCCGACACCCUGGUCCACGGAACUCAAGAUCGAGGCUUUAAUAUGCGGGCCUUAGCUAUUUUCUCCAUAACGGAGGGGAAAGGAAGAGAAAUGAGCGUGUGAAGAAGCGACGCGACGAUAAUACACGGAUGACUAGUCCCGAAACAGCAUAUUUUUCACACGUCCUCUCCAAAGAAUCGGUAGUUUCGUGUCCGUGGAUUAGCUAGAGCUAACAGCGGAGUGGCUAACUGGAGUGCUAACGUUACGUCUUUCUUUUGAUGUCAGGCGAAUUCAACCGUUUGUGUCGGCCCGUCAAUAUUUGGCAGGACAGAAAAAUGCUGUUCACACAGCUUGUGUUUUUAUCUGUAUUUAGGUAGAUUUAUUCUCACCUUGUCAGUAAUAUUCAUAGCUGUUUUGAGAAUAUAGUUCUAUCCUUACAUAGCUAACUGAAUAUAUUAUGAUGCAUUGAGAGAGCAGUGACAUGCUAAUCACCUAUCCAACUAAGCUAAGGCUACUUGGCUAACGUUGGCAGGACAGGGAGGAAACAACAUAACACAGAUAUGCUAGGUAGAGGCAGCGUUUACUGCGCUAGCUCAACAACAAAAGAUCCAGUUAAUUUUGAUUUACAAGGCUUUUGCUUGUCAGAUUGAGAUCCGAUCUCAGCAGUUGGCCCUAAUAACACAUCUCAUCCGUUUAUUUAUACGAAAUCAUGCCACGGCCACUCGUCAAUUAAUGUCAGAUAUUUAAGUUUCUAGCCUCGCUAACUGGCUAACGAUAUCGUUUUGCUAACAGGAAAAUUGAUUGUCAGUCGAAAUCCCAGACAUUGUAGAGACAAGGGUUGCAUUGAGUGGUGUCAAGGUUGAUUUGAGUUUCUUUUUUAGAUCCACGCAGAGGUCAUUUAGCUCGCUUUGUCAGCAACAUACACUUGGCUUUUUGUUUACAUACGUUUAUUUGGUUGUCGGCUGAUUUUCCUGCUAGCAAGCUAAUGCUAGCUCUCUACGAGACACAAUCAGCCAUGUCCUGACAUAUGUAAAUGUGUCGAACAUGUCAUAAUUUCUUCCGUGGAUCGAAGAUUGCUUUUGGAUGCGUUGAAAUGACACUCGGAUAUCGCCGUAAGAAAGGCACUGAUGCCAAGACACUGUCCUCUAAGGAAGCUAAAUAAUAGAUAGUGGUACUAUUAACGCCAUUUUAAACAGAGGCUCUUGUGAGGGCCUGUGUGGUGGUGGUUCGUUUGCGGUUUGGUGCCUUCGAGCGGACCGGGACUUGAGCAAAGUGCCUUCGGUCUGACAGGAGUGGAGAGAAGGGGGGGCAGUUAUAUCAUGGAGGGUCCGAGCCGGAGCAGUGGAUUCAGACAGAGCAGACGGUCCCGAUCGCAGCGCGACAGGGAGCGGCGGAGGAGAGUCGACCUCGCCGAGCAGCGGGCCACAUCCCUGUCCUCGGGCUCCGAUCAUGAGGCUUGUGGGACCAACUCUGUUCUGGGACCCGGUGGGAGAGAAAGCCGGCCUGGGUUCGGGAGACACAGGCCUCCCCGUCGGAGGAAGAGAGAGUCAGUGUCGUGCGAAGAAGACAUAAUCGAUGGUUUCGCAAUUGCGAGCUUCAUCAGCCUAGAAGCCCUGGAGAUGGACUGCUCUCUAAAGCCCAACCAACGUGCUGCUAUGCUGAUGGGAAGAGGGAGCAAGAGGAAGAGAGGCCCAGAGGAGAACGGUGGAGGGCCGCUUUCAGAACCUGAGGAAGGAGCCCCACCCAGCUACUCCCGCAGUUGUUGGAACAGGAAUAGAAAAAAGAGGAGAAAGACAGACGUAAAGGGCGCAUUGGGGCUCCCUUUGGAGACCGGCUAUAUUUGUGACACUGAGAGUGAUUCAGGAGAUAAGGCCUCUGACAAUGACAUGGAACCAGUGUUCACAGUGAGCACCAGGAAAGUCGGUGAACCCAUCCCUGUGAGCAUGGCUUCAUCUGUAGGCAAAAGCUGCCCUUCUCUACCUUCUCGUUGUGGUGGGGUCUCCCGGCUGAUGGUCACCCCGAGUGUAUCUGGCCUGGAGCGCAGUCAGGAGAGAAGCCUGGAGCCGCCUUACCCAGAGCCCGUUUCUUCUUCUACCUCUUCCGCCUCCUUCUCUUGCCUACCUGCCCACUCUGCGGUUACGGCCACAGCCACAGUUACCCGGCCCAGCUUACCCAAUGGUGGCAGCAGCCUUCAUAGCCGCCACGAUCCCAGUCCCCCGCUCUCCAAACACAAGCCUUUCCUUACUUUUCCUGGACGACCUCACUCCAUCUACAGCAUGGGCAUCAGCAACAGAAACAGCACUUCAGUCAAACCCCCAUCAUCUGCUGCUUCUUCCUCAUCCUCCAUGCGUCCCCCCACUCCCUCUACCAGUAUGUCACUUAACAGAGGCUCAGUAUCCUCAGGGCCCCUCCGACCCCCAUCACGAGCCAGCUCUGGGACCCUAUUCACCUCUUCACCUGGCCUGCCUCCUCCUCCGCCUCUACUACAAGUUUCCAGCCACUCAACAGCAGCAGACCAAGAUUUACUGCGUCAAAGUUUAAACUCUCACUUCCUGGCCUCUCAAGAUCGUGAAGACAGGCGCAGUGUCCCUGGGGCUGAGAGCAACACACCCGGUGCAGGCCGGUCCACCCCUGGUGGUCCAUCAGCAUCAAGUUCUACCCCAGGUUCAUCAGGCAGGACGUCUCAGAACCAGUCCAACAUCCAACCCCUGGCCUUCCAGUUCCAUCAGCACAACCACCAGCACCAACACACACAUACACACCAACACUUCACACCUUUCUUGCACCCCACAGCUACUGCACCACCCCUGUUUGAUAAGUAUGCAGGCAAGAUGGACGGGCUGUACCGACACACUUUCUUCCCACAAUACCCUCCUCCAUCAGUCCCUGGUAUCCAGCCUGUGAUUCCUCCCGCUGGGCCUUUCAGCUCUCUGCAAGGAGCUUUUCAGCCAAAGCCUCUUGUCCCUCAGGGAACGGGUCCUGAGAUGACCACUCGACUUGGGGUUGUGCCUCACCACCUGCAGCCCAAAGACCCCAGGCUAACUGAUCCAUUUGGGGCAUCGUUGAAAGUCAGUAAAAAACCUGGAAAAUGGUGUGCUAUGCAUGUACAUGUGGCCUGGAUGAUUCUAAGCCAUCAGAAAAAAGUAAAGAUGAUGCAAGCUGAACCUCACAAGCUGGACUUCCGUAGUGAUUUGCUGGCCCGUAUUCCUGGAGCUGGAAGUCUGGGCCCUCUGGGUCCCCUGGGAGGAGGCCUCCCCCCUACACAUGAGCUUACCAGACCUGCCAGUCUAUUCACAACCACAGGUGGAGUCAAUCCGUCCUCAACUCCUUUUAUUCCUCCAUCAACACCUCACUCCUCUUUCCUCACUCCAACAGCACACUUGGAUCCAUAUGGCCGCUCACCUCCCUUUACCCCACUGGGAGCCCUGGGCUCUAGUGCCUUUGGAGGACUUGGCAGCCCAACUCUGGCAGGUGGCUCUGUGUUUGGCCACAAGGACUCUCCAGCCACUGUGGUUGGGGGCUUAUCAACCUCGAACCAUCAUGAUCCAUGGAAUCGGCUACAUGGGGGCCCUCCUGGGUUCCCUGCUGGCCCCAGCUGGGCUAAAGGUGCCGACAAGAGGGACGAUAGAGAUCGAGGGAAGGAUGCGGACAGGAGAGACAUCCCUCACAUUAAGGAUGAAAAGGACAGAGACAACAUGCUGUAUGGGCGGCAACCUGUAAGAAUGUCUCCGGUUGCCCUUGCCUUCAAACCACGCAGUAGCACCCCAGUCUCUCACAUCAACGGCCACAGCAAUGCCCUUGCAGGGAGCAGUGGGCAUAUUGAGGACCUGGCUCGCAGUGUGAACAGAGACAGAGACCGUGAGCGAGACAGAGAUGGGGAUAAGAGGCUGCUGCAGACAAUGUCUUCAAGGGGGCCUCCUCUUGGCUCUUCAUCUGUAAUAGCAGACAGAGACAGACCACGGUCUUCCUCAUCCUCUGUGCUCACCACUCCCCCACCCUCCAACCGCUCUGCCCCAUCUCCCUUGGACCUGUACCCCCGCCAGCAGCCCUCCUCAGCACACAGCCUCCAUGGUGAACCCUCCCACUCCUCCUCCCAAAGAGACGGCAGCCUUCCUGCUUCGUCCUCGGCUUCUGCCACUGUCACCUCUCUGUCUCAGGGCAAGAAGCCUGAUCGGACCACAACCCCAGUUCCCAAACCCCCUUUGCUCCUCCCGCCCGUCAAAGUCAAAGAGGAACGGAAAGAGGAGCCAGAGCACAUCCCCAUCACCCUGCAGGCUCCCCCAGCCCCCAGCCACAGUUUUGAGCGGCCCAACAGCCGUCACCACCACCCUAGCUCUGGUACCCCCUCCUCCUCUUUGUCACUGACUCCAACUCCUGGUGUUCCCAUCCCCCCACCCACCCCUCACCCUCCUUCCCACCAUCAUCUCUCCCUGCUUGAGCGUACUAGGGCAAUUGAGGCCUAUUUGGGGAGCACAGCAGGGGCUGGAGGACUCGUGAUGGGUCCAGGAGGAGAACGAUUCCCCCACAGUCAUGCCCAGGGACCGUCCCAGGCCCCCCACAGUUUUACCUGGGACCCCUGGAGGGAGCUGGCUGCCCAGCAGCAGCAGCAGCAGCAACGAAGGGAGGUGAUGGCCCUGCGGUCAGACCCCCACCUGGCACUGCGCUCCGACCCCCAUCUGGCCCGGCUAAUCCAGCACCAACAUGCUCAGCGCUUCCUGGAGGCAGAGAGGGCUGCGGCUGUAGCAGCUGCAGCAGCUGCCACACCUCACCACCCUCAGACAUCUACCUCUUCUGCCUCCACCUCUGCUGUCCGGCAGGAGUUUGGCCUGAUGGCCCACCACUUUGAUCGCCCCCCCCAGCUUGGACCUCCAGGUGGUGGGUUAAUGGAUGAGGAGCAGCGAGCUCAGAUCCUGCGGGAGGACUUUGAACGAGCUCGCUACUUUGGGAUGCACCCACACCCGCACUUAUCCACCGGAUCUCACCUGCCGAGCCCCUCCCAUGCUGCUACUGCCACCCACCUGGACCAGCUUCACCCAGGCCUUCUUUCCCACCCACUCCCUCCUGGAGCCUCUGCCACUUCCCAGCACCACCCGGGCCUUUACUCCCGUCUGGGACCGCUUCACUCGCACCAUGUGCCCAACGGUAUUUUGGCCAAGACCCCUGCCGGCUUGGUGGGAGCUCUUUCAGUGGGGGCACCUCCUCCCCUCAUUCCAUCAGUGACCAGCCGGUCGUCCACACCUCCCCGGAGCUCCAGACUCGGAGGGCCAGGUGAGCUUGCUCUUUAUGGUGCCCAUAAGGAUGGGGAGUCCAGAUAGUACAAGGACAACACUGUGGAGAAGAUGAAGGGAAACCUAAGGAUCACUGUGCUGCUCUCAAUCUGCCCCCCCCCGACCCCUAAAUUAAAAAAAAAAAAAAAAAAAAACAACUACUAAGCCCAGCCCAUCCAUGCACACAACCAGACAAGGUUCCAGACCCUACAAAAAGGGUGAUCAUGAUUGGCUGGAUUACAGUAGGGAGGGAAGAGCAAGACUUGUUGGUGUGACAUGGAAUAUUAUUCCCAAUGGUUCUAUCAGUGCAAUUUAAAGGUACAUGUUUUCUGUGCAUCCUUGUGUAUUUUUUUUUAAUUUCAUAUUGGCUCUUGGUAAAUACAAAACACACUUAGCUGUAUGAAGAGGCAGAGGACAACUUUUUUUUUUUUUACCAGGCUAACUAUAAUCCAUGCUUUUAAGCAAGCCUUUUCCAGUUGGAUUGGAAAUGACAGCUAGAGGGAUGUGCACUUUAAGUACACAUUAAGGAUUCAUUCUCCCCUCUUUAAGUCAUGGGGUAUUUUAAAGCCGUCUUCUGCAUAAAUCAAACCUGAUCUGCUAUUGUGGAUGAGGGCUUCAGAAAUAUAGUGGUAAAGGAGUUUUUCGCUGUUCGGUUUUGUCUUUUGUCAUUGUGAAAAGACAGUAGAUUACUGAUGAAACAUAUGAGCUAUAGAAGAUCAGUGAGCGUCGGUACCUCAGUUCUCUGCUUCACCCAAAAAACAACCCCCAACCCUCAACUUCACCACUUAAGUGAUAUGAGAUUUUCCACCUUUUUUUUUGGAUUAUUAUUAUUAAAGAAUGAAUGGCGAAAUGAACUGUGCUACAUUGUGUGGGUGGACACAAUUCUUUUGAACUUCCUGUAACUGUUUCCCAUUCUCCUCUGACUCAGUAUAUGAGCAGGACCAGAUUAUAGUAGUAUAGUGAAAAUGCCUUUGUAAUUAUUAUUCUUAACAUUAAUUAUCUUCUAUAAUAAUAAAUAUAUUCACUGUUAUGUUAUUUGUCAUUGUUUCAGGUAUCAACCAGUACUCUCUCCCCAGGUAGUAAUAAGUUCUUUCAAAUCAUGCAAAAGACAAAGCAAAAGGCUUGCUUCACAGAAAACUUAUGCUUGUGAACUUUUAAGCCACAACCAUUGCAACCUCUGGCCUCUUCAAGGAUCUCUGACCUAUGACUUUAUUAUGCUGAGAGGGAGGUUUGCGUGUGUGUCGUUGGUGGUCUGUCACAUCAUAUUUGGAACAACAGGAGCCUUGUUUGUUGAACUGCAGAGAUGUUUCAUCAGUUAAGAUAAGUUAUAUACAUGGAAAUGAGGAACAUCUGCUGAAGAACUGAAAAGUAAAAGGACUUGUGUCAAAGGACAACUGGACAGUGGGUAUACUGAGAGGAGGAAAAGACAUUGGGUCGAUUAUUUUAAUAUGACCAUUUUAUACCUUUCAAACCCCUUCCCCUAGAGACCACAAAGAUUAAUUAUU